Closterium sp. Yama58-4 is the source of this 2202-nucleotide messenger RNA. NCBI's taxonomy places the organism in Eukaryota, Viridiplantae, Streptophyta, Zygnematophyceae, Desmidiales, Closteriaceae. The record is from the annotation of a GenBank genome assembly.
AUGUACAACAUGCCUGGCAUCGCAUACAACGUCAUGAAACACCUAGCUCUCACCAAGCGCGAGCGCCGAUUCAUCAUGUUCGAUUACGGCUCCCCCGCAGCAAACCUCGCAGCGUACGGCUCCCCAGAACCUGUCGACAUCGGAGCGUUUUACCGUCUCAUCGAUAUCCCCAUUGAUGUUGUCGCGGGGCGGCGCGACCGUCUUAUUCCGCGCGAGAUGGUCCACUGGCACUACAAGACGCUGAAGGCCGCUGGGCGGCAGGCCUCUUAUAGAGAGUUUGAAUAUGCGCAUCUAGACUUCACGUUUGCGCAUAAAGAAGAGCUUUUGGCUUAUGUGAUGCGGAGGCUGAGGGUUGAUCUGCCGAAGCUGCACCUCAUGCCGAACCUGUCGCCGAACCGGUCGCCGAACCUGCGGGCCCGCGUGGCGGAGUUUGAUAGGUCGAGAAGCUCGCCUGCCAUGGCUGCUGAUGGAUCUGCUAGUGCUGCUGCUACUGCUGCUGUGGCUGCUGCUGCCACUGCUGCUGCCACUGCUGCUGCUGCUGCUGCUGGUGGCAGCGGCACUGCUGCUAGUUCUAUGCGCAGGCCGGCAGUGCUUGCACCUGAUGCGCUGGUAACAUCUGAUCCGUUGGUUCGGCGGUGUGAGUCGGCAAUCUUCUCUCCGCUAGGAGCAUCAAUGGAUGACUCUCCCACGCUUGAGGGGCAGCUGUCGUUUGCUGGAUGGCGGAGUGGGGCCCCUGCUGUUGGGAAUGAUGUGGGCUCUGGUGCUGAAAAUGAUGCGUUCAGGUCGCAACUGAGGGAGGUGUAUUUGGACGGAUGCAUCAAUAAAAUCACAGCCAUGCCAGCUUCCCUUACAGUCCUCUCUUCCCUUCGUUUACUGCACAUUCAGUCCAGCUGUCUGCUCGAAUUUCCUGAGGAUAUAAGCUCCCUGUCAUGCUUGCAAGAGCUCUCUCUUUGGUGCUGGAAACUUUCCUUUCUGCCCGAAUCUAUUGGAAAGUUGUCGUCCCUGACAAAGUUGGAGCUAGUUUAUUGUUCCAGUCUUCCUCAGCUGCCCGAAUCUCUCACCCAACUGCCCGCUCUCACUACCCUCAACGUCUCCCACUGCUCCAAUUUGUUCGACCUGCCCCACAAUUUUGGGCAGUUGAAGGCUCUGCAAACGUUCACAUUAGCUGGGGGAUCUUUUUCAACGGACUUGCCUGAUUCUUUUUGCAGGCUGCCCGAUCUUAGCAAACUCACAUUGCGGCAUGCCUAUUGGCUCGACACUUUCCCGUCGUCCAUCUCAUCUCUCCAAAACCUUCAUUCCCUUGACCUGAGCAUCUGCAAUUGGCUCAAGAAUCUGCCCGAAGAAAUCGGGCAGCUGCAGAAACUAGAGGAGCUGAGACUGACUGACUGCCUGAAAAUCAACCGCCUUCCAGACUCCAUCUGCUCUCUACCCAACCUGAAACUCAUCUCUCUCCAAAAAUGCUUCAGCAUAGAGUGUCUCCCUACAGCGUUAGGAAGCCUGUCCUCCUUGUCUCAUCUAGAGCUCCUAAAACUUGCCAAGCUGACCGCCUUACCCUCCUCUGCACAGGAUCUGCGAAACCUACAGGUGCUUAUAUUGAAGGGGUGCAAAUCGCUUGCAAGUGUGCCAAGGCUGCUGUUGCAGCAGCAGCCUCCGUGCCAGCUGGCGAAGCUCCAGGAAUUGAGGAUUGCGUUUUGCAAGAAGUUGACACAGCUCCCGGAUUCGCUGCACCUCCUUCUUCCCUCGCUCUCUCGCCUAGUUUUGUUCAGCUGCACUGCCCUUUCUACGCUGCCCGAAGAUAUCGGUCAGCUUAAGAAACUUUCGUACCUGGAGCUGUCUCGCUGCACUGCGCUGAAAGAGCUUCCAAACUCUCUUUGCGCGUCAACAUCAUUGGAGCAACUCAUAAUUUCCUCCUGCCCAUCAAUAUCCUCCCUGCCCGCAGAUAUCGGGCAGCUGUCAUCUCUAAGGACACUUUCCUUAGAAAACUGCAAGGUUUUAACAGCCCUGCCCGAAUCUCUGGCCCAAGCGCCAACUCUCUCCUACCUGCUGGUCUCGGGGUGUGCGGAAUUGACUGGGUUGCCGGAGGAUUUGGGUCUCCUCAAAUCGCUAGAAGUUCUCAUUGUAAGAUCGUCCGAUAAGAUUCUUGAGCCACCUGCCUCGUUGGCGUAUGCAACGAGGCUGAGAAAGGUUGAGUUUAGAGACUAA